CUGGCUUGGUUCGUCCUGUGUUUGUUGUAUCAAUUUGUAUGUCAAUUAUCAAUUAACCCUCGUUUAAUGAUGGCCUGUUGAUUAUUAAAAAGCAGUGCUCGGUACUGAUACUAUCGAUGUGCACUUAGAAGUUUGUGUAAAUCAUGGCUGCUGGCGGCGAGGAUCUGUGGCGCGAGUGCGCGUCCUGGCUGACGAGAUGUGGCUUGCUACGUCCCGACCAUAAGGCGAACUGGGAAACGAGUUCAAUCCAUGACCUGGCGUACACCCUGCGGGAUGGCGUCCUGCUGUGCAACCUGCUCAACGUGCUGCACCCGGGCUGCAUCGACAUGAAGGACGUCAACCAGCGGCCUCAGAUGGCGCAGUUCUUAUGCAUGAGAAACAUCAAGGUGUUCCUCCGAACAUGCCACGAAGUUUUCGAGCUUCGGGAGACGGAUCUCUUCGACCCGUCCAUGCUGUUCGACCUCUCCAACUUCCACCGGGUUCUGUGCACGCUGGCCAAACUCAGCCAGUGCCCUAAGGCGGUGGCGAAAAAUAUCAAGCCAUUCUCAGCACUUAGAACGCAAUCCGAAGAGGACAUAUACAAAGACCUGCAAUCAGUUAGCGCCAGUGUGACCUUGGCGCCUCCCCCGUACUCCAGCGUGAUAGAGGAAUGCCCCGGGCACCCGGCCGCGGCCGAAGUCCCGUGGGUGCAGUUCACGAUACCCUCCGCCACCUGCGAGGACCGAGUCGAAGAGAUUUAUGAGGACCUCUGUUACGUCAAGUUUACCUCAGCAACGCCAGAGCUAGCAACAUCGUCACAUAGUUUAGAAAAGAGGGAUUACGUUAUACGGGAGCUAGUGGAUACGGAAAACAACUAUGUGGAUGUUCUGAGCAAAAUUAUCAAAUACUUCCUGAGGCCGCUGAUGCCGUACCUCAAGCCUCAGGACAUGCAAGUCAUAUUCUUUGGUAUUAAGGAGCUCCACGAGACCCACACAGGUCUCCUCCGGCAACUAAAACUAGCGACCGAAGCGUGUGUUCCCGGCAACGGGGCGCCGCGUCUCGCCGACGUGUUCCUCGCGUGGCGGGAGCGACUCCUACUGUAUGGGGACUAUUGCUCCAACCUCACUAAUGCUCAGGACACGCUGAAGACCUUAGAUGCUAGAGAUUCUACGUUUAAUAAGCAGUUAGCUAAAUGUCAGAAGGAACACAGCGACGGGCGGAUACAGCUGCGCGACAUACUGUCGGUGCCGAUGCAGAGGGUGCUCAAGUACCAUCUGCUGUUGGACAAACUCGUGCAUGAGACGCAACCGAAUCAUGAGGAGUUCCGUGGGUUGGAGCGAGCGAAGGAGGCAAUGGUGGAUGUCGCUCAAUACAUUAACGAAGUGAAGAGGGACAGCGAGGUGCUCGCGCUACUCGCUAAAGUACAGGAGAGUAUAAUAGACUGGGAGGGCGGCGCGCUAGGCGCGGGGGGCGCAGGCCUAGCGGCAUACGGCCGGUUAUUGCUGGACGGAGAGCUGAAGGUCAAAGCUCAUGAGGAUCAGAAGCUCAGAUCAAGAUACGUGUUCGUGUUCGACAAGCUCAUGCUGCUCUGCAAACCUGUCAAGCUCCUCUCCUCGCAGGACAACCAGUACUCGUACCGCGUCGGGGUCCGCCUCGCGGAGUACCGCGUCGAGGAGGGCUGCGGACGUCGAGCCCUAAGAGGCGACGCGCGAUGGACCUCGCACUUCUACCUCGUGAGGAGGACUAAGGACGCUACCUUCACUCUGUAUGCAAGGACUGAUGAUGCCAAGAGGAAGUGGGUCAAAGCCAUCAAGGAUGCCAUUGACAAUCUGGAGCCUCCUGGCUGUCGGAGUACGAAUCACAAGUUUGUGCUGCAUACAUUCGAAAAGCCAGCCACAUGUCACCAUUGCUCCAAGUUCCUCAAAGGCAGAAUAUUUCAGGGUUAUCUCUGCACGGUAUGCAAUGCUUGUGCCCACAAGGAGUGCAUUGCGCUGUCAGGACGCUGCGGCGGCGGCCUGGCGCCCGCGCCGCCGCUGCCGCCCCACCAGCACCAGCCCGACCAGGCACUACAUUAUUAUAUGUGGUACGUGGGUGAAAUGGGUCGCGAGACGGCGACGGCGCGGCUAGAGCGGCGCGUGGACGGCACGUUCCUGCUGCGCGUGCGGCCCGCCGCCGCGCACCACCACGCGCCCACCGACACCAACCUCGCGCUCUCGCUCAAAACGGAGAACACAGUGAAGCACAUGCGUGUAUGCCGCAAGCCCAUCGACCAGGUGCAGCACUACUACCUGUCCGAGUCGCGCUUCUUCCGCAGCGUCGUCGAGCUCAUCACCUACUACGAGAAGACCAGCCUCUCGGAGAACUUUGAGGGCCUAAACUCGAACCUUCGCUGGCCAUUCCGGCGGGUAGUGGCGACAGUGAUCCACGACUUCCGUCCGCUGGAGAGCUCGCAGCUGGCGCUCAGACCCGGCGCCAAGGUGCUCGUGCUCAGCAAGGAAGGGGACAGCAGGGGCUGGUGGAAGGGACGGACGCUUGAUAAGGGUGACAACCGCUCAGGCUACUUCCCAAAAGAAUGCGUACGCGAGGAACCAGAAUGCAUCGGUGCGCUUGACUGAUGUCAGCUCUGCCUCGCCGAGCGCGAGCUGCACUUCUCCUCGCCCCGCCCGCCCAGCCCCGACCAUGACGACACCGCCGACCUCGUGUAGGGAACCAAGGAACUCAGGUACUCAAGUACAGGUCAAAAAGGGACAGGAAAAUUGGUCUAACGUACUCAAGUAGAGGUCAAAAAGGGACGAGAAAGUUCGUCAAAUGUCGCCGCAGUGGGCUAUAAGACAUUCUUAAGUUAUAAGAGUUAAGAGUGACGAGAAAAUUGGUCCCAUGUGGUCACAGUGGGCUUAUAUGACAUUCUUAACCUAUAAGAGUGUUUUUCCUUCUACGUGUACGAGAGGAGAUAAGACUAGAUGUUAGAUUAUGUGUAACAGAAGAUGGUGACUGUUUACCUAAUAAGCAACAAGUUAUUCAUAGAAUAAUGAGUGUUAUAUUGACGUACAGAGUGACGUUGACGGACGCAGUUCUAUUUUCAUAUCGAUGUUCAAUUUCGAUAGUUGUAGGUAUAAGGUUGUAUGGGUAGCAAUGAAUUCCCGAUAGUUUCGGGGAUUGUUAAAAUAGUGACGUAUAAAAUGCAUAUAUAUGUCUAGAAAUCUGUAAAUAUGAGGAGCGUGUAACAUGUGUGUUUAUGAUGGUCCUUUUACCCACCAAAAAAGGGGGGGAAACGGCUCGACUGCGGAUAUGCUAGCUAUAAUAUUCAAUACAAAUAACGAAUACAAUAAUUAAAUGAUUAAAAGAGUAUCCUUACAUAUGUGCAUCUAUAUAUUUAAAAGAAAAUAUUAUAGUAAAUGGAAAAAAUAUUUCUUUAAAAAUAGAUCAUAUUAUAUUUUGCUCCGCAGAUGAAUAUAUUAGCUAAAUUAAUAAAAUAUAUACCAGUUGCUUAUUUUUAAUGUCGAGUAAAUAUAUUGAAAGUGGCGUAAUUCUGCGUAUAUUUGGCAUUCGUAGUUCUAAAGAUAUUUUAGCCACUAAAAAUACGGAUUCACUUUUGUGAAUUAUAUUAUUUACAUGUAAGUAGGUACACGACAAUUUAAUAUUAUAAUGCGAGAAUGCACUGAGAUAGGCAAUCGUCGAUAAAUGUACUACAUAAGACACUCGAGCUAUGUGCGAGCUUUUGGUACAUAAUAAAAUCGAUUUAUUUCAAAUUGACUGCUCAAUUAAAUCGAUAAGUCCCACUCAAAGCAUCGAUCAUACUCAUCGCAUUCAUAUUUCAUCGCAUUCUCGCAUUACAAUAAAAUAUUAUUAUAGAAUUAUUAUUAUUUUUACAAUAAAAUAAAAUAAACUUUUAUUCGAGACAAAACGUCUAGUCGUGCGAAUGGUUUACGGAGCAAUCUCACUUCGAUGUUAAGAUAAAUAUGUAUAAAAUAAAAAAUAAAUAAAUGUGCAUAUAUAAAUGUAAUUGUGUAUAAAAAUAUAUACUGAUGGAGUUAGUAUAAAAAAACAAUGGAAAAUAAAUGUUGUUCAUCUAUUGACUGAUCGCAUCGAGCAGUCUAUAUAAAUAUAAGAUAAAAACUAUAAAAGGUAUGUUAGUAAAAAUCUGGAUGUGCUAAACACUGCUCGCGACCGGUCGCGCCAUCCAGUUUACAUGUAUUUGUAGAAACACGAUGUUUACAUUUUACAGUAAAAUCGUUUGUAGUGGCUAGCAUGGUCUGACUAAUGUAAUCGUUACGUUAAUAAGCGAUUUUCUAACCAAACGACAUCUUCGAGGGAAAGUUGUAUAAGGCUGUCCGCCCACGACCAACUUUUUGUAGGAGAGAUAUUUGAGCCGAUUUCUUGUAGGACGUUUUUACAAGGUCAGACUAUUUGUAGGACGUACCUGUACGUUGCACUAUUGCUAUCAGUGUGUUCUAAUUUUUUCCUACAAAAAAUCGGUCACCGAUUAGAUAUAUUAUCUAUCAUGGGCGGGCAACCUUAAUCAAGAAAACUAUUUAAUUUACAAAAUCGCUUAUAUUUCUCUUCAAUGUUAUUGGUCGAUGCUAGCCACAGAGUAUAAAGUUCGGAGUAAGACCUCGCUCUCUGCAGUCGGCGCUCGGCUAAGUUUGAUGGUGCGUAUCGAUGCUUUAAUGUAGUUAUAUGUAGACAUGCUGGGUAGCGUGUGCAUUUCAAUGUGGGCUCGAUUGAAAUAGGGGUCGGUUGUAACAAAAAUAUUCUUUAAAAUUAAUUUCACUGUCUAUUGCAAUUUGACGAUUGAAUUCUGCAAUUUGACGGCCAUUAAAUACUCGUAAUAUUAUUUUUAAGGUA
This is a messenger RNA of Helicoverpa zea (corn earworm), 4824 nucleotides long. RefSeq names its product protein vav (gene Vav). Gene Ontology annotation, cellular component: cytoplasm. The coding region runs from base 144 to 2594 and encodes 816 amino acids. Gene Ontology annotation, biological process: cell migration; regulation of GTPase activity. Gene Ontology annotation, molecular function: guanyl-nucleotide exchange factor activity; protein binding. NCBI's taxonomy places the organism in Eukaryota, Metazoa, Arthropoda, Insecta, Lepidoptera, Noctuidae. The transcript is spliced from 16 exons. The record is from RefSeq and is a predicted model, not a curated record.